Messenger RNA from Plasmodium berghei ANKA, 3042 nucleotides. Its product is annotated as eukaryotic translation initation factor 4 gamma, putative. Gene Ontology annotation, cellular component: eukaryotic translation initiation factor 4F complex. Lineage: Eukaryota; Apicomplexa; Aconoidasida; Haemosporida; Plasmodiidae. The transcript is spliced from 4 exons. The coding region runs from base 1 to 3042 and encodes 1013 amino acids. The record is from RefSeq and is a predicted model, not a curated record. Gene Ontology annotation, molecular function: translation initiation factor activity; protein binding; mRNA binding.
AUGAGCUGUAUAGAUGUGAAGCAAGAGAAUGUACAAAAUAUUGAUAAAAACGUAAAUAAAAUUAAAGAUGAUAUAAAAACCGAUACUAAUAAAAAAGAAGGAAACAACGAAAACGGAACGAGAUUCAACAAAAACAAUGAAAAUACAGGAAAUAAGUGGGGUGGUUUGAGAAAUGAAUCUAAUAAAAUUUUUAGAAAUACAAAUAAGCUAAAUGACAAUAAUAAUAAAAGAGAUAACUUAACAGAUGAAAAUAAUAGGAGAUUGGAUAAAGAUGGUAAUUUAGGAAAUUUCCGAACAAAUUAUUUUAACAACGAAAUAAAUAAUGCGAAUAAUAACACUGAAUUUAACAAAUCUAAUUAUAAUAAAAAUAUGAAUAAUUCAGAAAAUCAAAAAUAUAAUUUUAACAGAAAUUUUAAAAAUAACUACAAUAAAAAUAGAAACAAUUUUAACAUGAAAUACGGGAAUACAAAUACAACAAUCGGAUUAGGAGAUGAAACGAACAAUAAUAAUAGUGAUAACAUAUUGUCCAUGAACAAUCUAAGCAACUAUGCAAAUAGUGAAAUGAAUCCAAAUAAUCCCAAAAUGGGAAAUACCAGCAAUUACAACAAUUUGCCUGAUGGCAAUUUCAAUAACAAUAUGAAUAGCAAAGUUUUUUUUAAAAACAAUAAAUUUAAUAAAUUUGGUUCUCAAAAUAAUACUGAUUCUUCUAAUAAUUUUAAUAAUAUAAAUUUUAAGGAUAACAAACAAAAUAUUAAUUAUAAGAAGCAAUCUAAUAAUAAUCCAAUGAACCGAAAUAUAAGCAUGGAUGAAAACAUGAAUUAUAGUAAUAUGGAAAAUGAAAAUAAUAGUGGAAUGAAUAAUUCACCUAAUUACAAAUCAAAAUACGACAAUAGUAAUAAUAGUAAUGUAAUAAAAAAUGAUAUGUCUUUUAGAGAAGAAAAUACAAAAUACUACGGAAAUAAUCACAAUUCAAAUAAUAAUUUAAGCCCAAGUGUCAAUGCGCACAAUAAUAACACCAGUAGGGAACAUUCACGAAAUCCUUUUUUUAUGAAUAAUAAAAAGAAUAACGUGGUUAAUGAUAAUGCGAAUAAAAAUAAUAGGAUGGAUUUUAUGAACAUUCCAAAUAAUGAAAAUAUGAAUCAACCAAAUAAUAUUUACAUGCAAAAUAACAAUUACAAUGAUGUAAAUAAUUACUCGAAUAUAAAUGUAUCAAAUAAUUAUAUGAAUGAUAAUAAUUUAAAAAAAAAUAUAGAUUCAUCUAAUUUGCCUCACAUGGAUACGAUGAGAGGCAAUAAUAAUGAUGACGGAUAUUUUGUAAAGAGAGAAUUUACAAAUGAAAAUAAUAAUCAAAAUAAUAUAAUAAAAAAUACAACCGGUAAUAUGGAUGCUAGUACAUAUAUUAUGAAUACAUUCGCAGCAUUUAAUAAUAAUUCUACAAAUAAUAGUAAUACUAACAAUAAUAAUAAUGAUAAUGACAAAAAUAUCAUAAAUAAUUCCAGUAACAACAAUUCUAAUGAUAAACAUUCUGAUCACAUGAAUACGUCAAAUAAUAAAAGUAACAACAAUGGAGAUGAAGAAUUUGAUGAAUGGGGAGAAUUAGGAGAAGAUAAAUAUAUAGACAUUAAUUCUAUUAUUAAACAAAAAAAUGUUAUAUUAAACCAACUAGGUGCAAAUUUAAAUGAUAUGACAAAAAAAGGCAAUGAUAAUAAAAAUAAAAAAAAAAUAAAAUCGAAGAAAGAUAACCUAUUUACACCAGAUAAUUUAAACAUACCAGCAGCAUCACUAGCUAGCGAUAAAAAAAAAAAUAAAAAAAAUAAAAACAAAAAUGGAAAAAAUGAUAAUAAUACAAAAGAAAAUAAUAAUAUGAUAGACAAAGAAAAAAAUAAGCAAAAUACCAAUAAUUUAGUUAAUAAAAAAAAAAUAGAAAAAACACUUAACGCAACUAAUAAUUCCACACAACAAAAAAAUGAAGAAAAACAAUUAGAUAAUAUUAAUAAUAUUCAAUCACAUAUCCAAAAAAAUAAUGAAACUGUAGGUGCUAAAGAAAUUGAAAAUACUGAAAAUAAAAACGAAGAGCCAAAGGAAGAAGCUAUCAAGCCUUCUAAAGCUAUAUAUGUAUUUAAAAAAAAAGAAAACAUGCAUCCUCUUGAAUUUAUGAAAAGGCAAAUCAAAAGUUUACUUAAUAAAUUAACUGUGGAAAAUUUCCCCAUUAUAACUGAAAAAAUGUGCCAAAUUAUGGAUUCACGUAUAAAUACUGAUGAAAUACAAACAGUUGUAAAUGAAGUUAUUAAUAAGGCUGUUUUGGAACAUGAUUGGUCAGAAAUGUAUGCCGAUCUUUGCCAGGCACUAAAAUGGAGAUCCCCUAAUUUUGAGAUGAAAAAAAAAUCAUCCUUUGAAAUUGCAUUGCUUAAAAAAAUUCAAGAAGAGUACGAGAAUUUACCUAGUACCUUUGAAUCGACUAUGAAAGAAAAAUUAAAAAAUGAUGAAAACGAAGAAGAAUUAAGUUUUGCCGAGCAAAAGCAAAAAAAAAGAUUAUUUGGAAUAGUAAAAUUAAUAGGAGAAUUAUUCCAAAGACAAAUUGUAUCGAUAUCUAUUGUUAUAAGUAUUACACAUGAUUUAUUAAUAGCAUAUGAUGAACCUAAGGAAUAUUGUAUAGAAGCAUUUCUUCAGCUUAUUUAUUCAACUGGAUUUUUUAUUGAUAAAAUGGAAAAAUAUAAAAAUGUGUUAGAUACAUGGUUUGGUAGAUUAAAGGAAUUACAAAGAAAAAAAAUGUAUUCCAAAAGAAUUAAGUUUGUUAUACAAGAUGUUUUUGAUUUAAGAUUAUCUGAAUGGAGAAAAAAAACACACAAAGAUACAGCAAAAGGCUUAAAUGAAUUAAGAUCACAAUUAGAAACUGAAGAAAUGAUGGGAGGGUCAAUUCAUUUGGCGCAAUUAGGUAAUAUUGUUAUCGUAGGUGAAAGGCACAACAUAAGGAAUAAUGAGUCUUACUCUAAAUAUAUGCAAGAACAAGAGAGAUUAAGUAAGUUAAAUCAAAAAAAAUAA